Molecule: messenger RNA, 2525 nt
Organism: Durio zibethinus
Lineage: Eukaryota; Viridiplantae; Streptophyta; Magnoliopsida; Malvales; Malvaceae
Biological process (GO): regulation of gene expression
Cellular component (GO): peroxisome
Molecular function (GO): RNA nuclease activity
Source: RefSeq, a predicted model, not a curated record
UAGACCGACCGAGUUCUGAUGCAAAGAGGUAAGAAAUUCCACGUGUUCUUACAGGAACAAAAUCUAGCCGUCCAAAAAACUAGACAAACAACCACGCACGCACGAUUCUUAUGUUUAUUUCCUUCAAACUGUUUGCAAAUAUUUUUCGCAAAAACAAAGCAAUCAAGCGAAGCCCAACUAAAAAACAAGGCAAAGCCGCUGCCGAAAGUCGAAUCUACUGUCUAUACCCAAAAAUAGUAGCUUGUACUAAGAAAGCAACCAGUUCCUCCACAGCAAUGAUUGUGUAAUUACUCUUUCCAUUUUUUUACCUUUCUGAUUCUCAGUUUUCUCAGAUUAUCUCAAUUCCUUUUUUUUUUAUUUAAAUAAGAUAAACCCAUCAAUUGAAAUACCUGCCCGUUUCCCCAGGAUCUGAGAUUAUUGGUUUCUGGGGACAGACGCAUAAUUUAUGGUGUUAUGGUCUUGACACAAGAUAUUGCUCUGUGACGUAUGCAGAAUUUGCUUUGUUCGGCCUUAAGGAUUACUUGUCAUAACAUCCUUGUAUUGGCUCUCAUUAUUUUUCCCAUAAAUUCUCUGCUGGUUGAUUUUCUGAUAAAAGAGGGUGAUGAUGGCCAAUCUAAAUGCAUCAACAUCCAUGGUUCCUUCAGAAUCUGGGGAACAAAGGGGAACUCUUAUGGUGGAGUCAAACAUGAAUGUGCUUCAACCUCCUAUGAACCACCAAAAUCGAACCUCCUCUGAUGGUCCUGUGGCUAUCCUUUGGGAUAUAAAGAACUGCCCUGUCCCAGGUGAUGUCCGGCCUGAAGAUGUAGCAGGGAAUAUAAGAAUGGCUUUGCAAGUGCAUCCUGUAAUUAAAGGAGCUGUCUUGAUGUUUUCUGCUUAUGGGGAUUUUAAUGCCUUCCCUAGGAGGCUCAGGGAGGGCUGCCAGAGAACCGGUGUCAAACUGAUAGAUGUCCCAAAUGGAAGGAAGGAUGCUGCUGACAAGGCUAUCUUGGUUGACAUGUUUUUAUUCGCCCUUGAUAACCCUCCACCUUCAUCUAUCAUGCUGAUUUCAGGGGAUGUUGAUUUCGCUCCAGCUCUUCACAUACUUGGCCAACGUGGAUAUACAAUCAUUCUUGUUAUUCCUGCUGGGGUUGGUGUUUCAUCCGCGCUGAGCAGUGCUGGUAAAUUUGUUUGGGACUGGUCUAGUGUUGCUCGUGGGGAAGGUUUUGUACCUCCCUCAAAGGCCUUAACGCCUCCUCGAGGAGGAUUAGCUGAUAUUGCUGGUUAUUUCAUGGGGUGCCAUAUUAGUGACAAUCCAGAUAGCCAAAAUGAGGAAGAGGCAAUAGUUUAUAGGGGCAUUUCACAAAGCUAUUACAACUCGAGAGAUUUCUCAAUUGUGUCACAAUCAUUUUCUGAAUAUACAAGUAACCCUUCAAUAGCCGUACCUUCUUUCCCUACAACUUUGAGGUCACAAAGUCUCCCAUCCGGUUUAAAUGAAGCAUCGGGAUGUCCUGGCUUUUAUGAUCAGAAUGAUACUAUGUGGGUACAACCUGGAGACAUAAAUGGUUUGAAGGGACAACUGGUGAAAUUGCUAGAACUUUCAGGAGGAUGCAUGCCUCUUACCCGAAUUCCUGCUGAGUAUCAAAAGUUUUUUGGGAGGCCUCUUUACGUGGCAGAGUAUGGGGCAUUCAAACUUGUUAAUCUGUUCAAAAAGAUGGGUGACACUCUGGCAAUUGAUGGAAAAGGUCAUAAGAAAUUUGUCUACCUUAGAAACUGGAAAGCAGGCCCAAGUGCACCUCCUUUGGAUCUGGCAAGGAAAGAUAAAAAGGGGAGGGGGAAUCAGGAAGAAAACAUUGAUGUUGCUGCAGGUGCUGGCUCUUCUGAUGAGUUUUCUGAUGAGGAAAGAGUGGUAGUUAAAGAACGUGAUGAGAGGAGGAAUGAAGGAUGGACUAACUUUGGAGUAGCAGGAUGUGAUGUUGAUGAGCGCAAUCUUGAACAAUUUAAAUAUGAGUUGCAGGAAAUUCUUGUGAGUUAUUCUUGCCGGAUUUUCCUGGGUUGCUUUGAAGAAAUAUACCAGCAGCGGUAUAAGAAACCGUUGGACUAUAGAAAGCUCGGUGUUGAGAAGCUGGAGGAGUUGUUUGACAAGGUGAGGGAAGUUGUGGUCUUGCAUGAAGAACCAGUAAGCAAGAGGAAAUUUCUCUUUGCAGUGGGUAGCUAGAAGAAUCAGACAGAUUCUUUCCUCUAAGCCGUUGUUUCUUUUUUUACAAAAAAAAAAAAAAAGAAUAGAUCAGACCUUUGAGCAAUGCUUAUCAAUGCUUGGUCUCUGAUCUGUCUCUAUCUCUCUCUCUCUCUCUCUCUCUCUCUUUUAAUUUGUUUUGCCACGGUUUCAUAAGUGGUAGAUAGGACAGGCUGGGAGCACUGUUAUUUUUGUUGUGCAUCAUGCAUGGAUUUGGAGUUUAAAAUUUCCAUGUAAUUCUCAUGCCUUGUCAUUGUAACUGAUCAACAUAUGACGUGGAACUCUGUUGUAAAUUAAAAUAUCGAGUUAUCAA